Archocentrus centrarchus (flier cichlid) is the source of this 3436-nucleotide messenger RNA. Its product is annotated as probable nuclear hormone receptor HR38. Gene Ontology annotation, cellular component: transcription regulator complex; nucleus. Gene Ontology annotation, molecular function: zinc ion binding; nuclear glucocorticoid receptor binding; nuclear receptor activity. Bases 167 to 1945 code for a protein of 592 amino acids. The transcript is spliced from 7 exons. Gene Ontology annotation, biological process: regulation of transcription by RNA polymerase II; cellular response to corticotropin-releasing hormone stimulus. The record is from RefSeq and is a predicted model, not a curated record. NCBI's taxonomy places the organism in Eukaryota, Metazoa, Chordata, Actinopteri, Cichliformes, Cichlidae.
CUCGGUCCGACCCAGUGUGUGUGGUAGUGUGAUUGUGUUUGAAUGAGUGUGUGUGCUGACAGAAUCUGGCAGAGGGAAUAUUCAUCUUAUUGUUUUUUGUUUUUUUUUUGCUCUCGUUCGGAAUAAAUGAAAAACGUCAAUUUCAGGAUAUUUACAUAAACCAGCAAUGCCCUGUGUACAAACCCAGUAUGCAUCCCUGCCCCAUGACAACUACUUCAGCUCUGAGUUAUUGAAUCCUGACCUCAGUGCCACACUGGUGAUGGACUUCGGUGGCCAAAAGGACCAGCUGUCCACAUCUUCAUUGCCCAGCAUCAACACUUUGGUUGGAAAUGGCUACGUCGGGGAGUUUGAUGCAUAUUCCUGCAAGAUUACCACCCCUCCUCCUGCCUCUACGGUUUCAUUCAGCCACACAGCAGUAGCUGAAAGCGCCAGCCCUCAGAUGCAGAGCCAGACCUUGAAGCUGGAUGAUCUCCAGGUGUAUGGCUGCUACCCAGGAUCCUUUGCGCUCAACUGCUUUGAUGAAACACUGUCGUCAUGCAGCUCUGACUACUAUGGCAGCCCAGUCUAUACCACUGCUUCUCCUCCAACACCAAGCUUUCAGACUGAGUCUGCACCUGUCUGGGAUUCCCCUUUCAGCCCCUACCCCUCAGCCCCCCUGCCCUCUGUGGCUGACAAGGCUGCAGUAGCUCAGCAGCUCUCCUUUUUCACCUUCAACACUGCACCCGAGCAACACUCCCCCAUGGGGCAGCAGCACCAGGAUGCUCAGCUGAGCCAGGAUGACCAUUUCUUCCUGUCUCCUCAGCAGCAUGUCUCCCCACUUCACUGCCCCCCAGUUUCUCUGGAGCAUGGACCUCUAGAAAGCCCCAAGUUACUGGAGGGGGCCGUGAUGUCUCCUAAAAUGCCAAACCCAGGAUCCAGUGAGAGUCGCUGUGCAGUUUGUGGUGACAGUGCUUCCUGUCAGCACUAUGGAGUCCGCACCUGUGAGGGAUGCAAAGGUUUCUUCAAGCGAACUGUCCAGAAAAAUGCAAAGUACGUGUGCCUUGCCAAUAAAGACUGUCCAGUGGACAAGAGGAGGAGAAACCGCUGCCAGUUCUGUCGUUUCCAGAAAUGUCUUGCAGUGGGAAUGGUCAAAGAAGUUGUUCGCACGGACAGUCUCAAAGGUCGCAGAGGUCGUCUGCCUUCCAAACCCAAGAUCCCGGUUGAGGCUUCAUCCACAACCCCCAGUGUCAGCAUCAUAUCUUCUCUUGUCAGGGCUCAUUUGGACUCAAACCCAACCCUAGGAAAGCUCGACUAUUCCAAGUAUCAGGAGACAGUGGACAGCUCAAAAGAGAAGGAGGAUGCUGGUGAUAUCCAGCAGUUCUAUGAUCUAUUGACUGGUUCCUUGGAUGUGAUAAGGAAAUGGGCUCCAGCCAUCCCAGGAUUCACAGACUUCUGCAAAGAAGAUCAGGAGCUGCUUCUUGAAUCUGCCUUUGUUGAACUCUUCAUCCUCCGCCUGGCGUACAGGUCAGAUCCAGAGAAGAACAAGCUGAUCUUCUGCAAUGGCGUGGUCCUCCACCGACUGCAGUGCGCUCGCAGUUUUGGUGACUGGAUUGACUCAAUCAUGGAUUUCUCCCAGAACCUUCACCGGAUGAACUUAGACGUCUCCCUGUUUUCCUGCCUUGCAGCCCUCGUCAUCAUCACUGAUCGUCAUGGCCUCAAAGAGCCCAAACGGGUUGAGGACUUUCAAAGUCAUCUCAUCACUUGUCUAAGGGAACACGUGAGCGGAAAUGGAUCGGAACUGAGCCGGACGCAUCCCAACUAUCUUUCUCGCCUGCUGGGCAAACUGCCUGAACUGAGGACUCUGUGUACGCAGGGCCUGCAGCGCAUCUUCUACCUGAAACUGGAGGACCUGGUGCCUCCCCCGCCGAUAGUGGAGAAGAUCUUUAUGGAUACACUGCCAUUUUAAGGAAAACAUUGCAUUGUUUGUUAGAAUGAACAAUAGAGGUCGAAAGCACCAAAAGUGAAGUUCUAACACUGAACUCUACUUUUAAACCUCCUUCCAGCGCACUGAGGUGUGCUGACAAAAUUAAAGAGACCAUUAUUUUUUUAUUCUUAAGUACCUGUGUGAAUACUAUAAAAGAUUGAUAUUUCACAACACAGUUUAUAUAUAUGUAUUUUGUGUGCAUUUGUAAAAGUGACUUUUUUGCAGUGCUAUGUGUGAAUGUUGUCCUGCUAUGCAGUCUAUAACACAUGGAUAUCAUGGUAGAUGCCAUGCAGUGUUAAAUACUCAGAAACACACUAAUUUUUUUUUUAACGCAUGUUUUCAGAAUUGCUUGACAGUCCCACUUAGAGGCUGAGAUUGUAGAUUAUUGAGAGGGAAAGACAGGCAGUUGUGAAAAAGUCCCACUUUUCCACAAUGAAAUAUUUACUUACUACAUCUUUCUAUCACAAACUAUAGUCGCAGUACUAAAUGCGCUCAUGUGGAAGGUCCAGGACCAAAGUUUACCAAAGUUUUUUUAUUUUGAUACCAGUUACAAACCUUAUUGCCUUAAGCUAAAGAAAAUCUUCUGCCAUAGCGCUUCGCCUGCCAUUUUUCAGCACAUUGUAAAGGCUGAUGCAGGCGGCUCUCCUGUUAAACUGCAUGUUCCUGUAACGACAUGUUUCCGGGGAUUUUUCUUUUUUAUAUAAGAAUGAAAAUUGACUUACUGAGUGAAAAUGUAAAGUGCCUUUUAUAAAACCUCACUCCAUGAACCACAUUAAGUGAACUUUUAUUCCAAACAUCACACAUAGCGAGGCCUUUUUUUUAAUCACAGACAUGAGUCACUCACUGAAUUCAAUUUGAACUGAUUUGUGAAGCUUGCUAGUGUUAAUACAGUACGGCAAAGAGUGUCCAGUGUGUCACACUAUUAAACUGGAAGGUCGAGCUGUUUAAGAUCUGUAAAAUGAAAUUGUCACGUUAAUGAGGCACUGGAAACGAAGCCAUCCAGACUGAACGAGAUCGAGUUUAAACAUACGUCAGGGUUGGCUUCUAUUGACAACCCUUUGUGUGAUUUGUAUAAAUUAAUGCCAGAAAAUAAUUGAUAAUCCAAAUUCACAUGCAGACAUCAGCUGUUUUCUUGUUUUAGGCUUCAGAUACAUUACAUGUUGUGGACCUUGAUUCUGUGACGUGUCUUCCACAUUUUUUGAAAUUGUGAAGCUUGUUUUUUUUUUUUAUAUGUAUGUUGGAUUUAUAUUUUGGUUUCAAAAUGACCUAAAGAAACUUCUUAAGGAAUCACAGUGAACUGUGAUGUCGUGACGAGCAGCUACGGGCACUUCAAACAGUGUUCAAACAGUAUGAAAAGUACUUCUUCUUUAUGUGUUUGUGUGCGUGCAAAGUACUGCCGGGCCUUUUGUAAAAUGGUGCAAAAAAUAUCAAAAGGCAGAGAAUACUUGAUUAAAACAUUUGGAAAUCAACUCA